This is a messenger RNA of Arachis ipaensis, 942 nucleotides long. The record is from RefSeq and is a predicted model, not a curated record. Lineage: Eukaryota; Viridiplantae; Streptophyta; Magnoliopsida; Fabales; Fabaceae.
AUGGGACUCGGAGACAAGUUCCUCAAACCAAACGGCUCAAUCACCCUUCCCAUCACCAUAGGAACAAGCAACCAAAAGAAGACAGUCCUAUCUGGAUUUGUAGUCCUAAAAGACUCCACAGCCUAUAACGUGAUUCUCGGAAGAAAAAUAAUCAACGACUUCUCCACAGUCAUCUUUACCAAAUACCUCCUCAUGAAGUUUAGAACCGACGACGGCUCCGUCGGUACCAUCCACGGAGACCGAGAGGUCGCAACCGAAUGCGACAACACCAGCCUAGCUCUAAGGAAGAAAUCCCGAGAUGCAGCCGGGGUAUUCCUAGCUGACCUGGAUGCCCGCCAAGACGGCCAACCCAGGCCAGAACCAGAAGGAAACAUGGAAAAGCUACAAAUAGGGCCAACCAAGGAGGAAUACACCUUCAUUAAUAGGAACCUCCCAUACGAUCUUAAAGAAGAACUCUCCCAACUCCUGAAGCAAAAUAGAGACUUGUUCGCAUUCACACCAGCCGACAUGCCGGGUAUAAGCCCCGACCUCAUGUCCCACCGGCUAGCCGUGGACACCAAAGCUAAACCAGUAGCACAGAGGAGACGAAAAAUGCAUCAGACCGGAGCCGCCGAGGUCAAAAAGCAAGUUAAAGCCCUACUCGAAGCCAACUUCAUCAGGGAACUCCCCUACACGACAUGGCUAGCCAACGUCGUACUAAUCCCGAUGCACCGACCAGACGAAGAAAAAACAGCGUUCAUCACCCCAGACGGGACUUACUGCUACACAGUGAUGCCCUUCGACCUGAAAAACGCGGGAGCCACCUAUCAAAGACUUGUCAACAAGAUAUUUCAAAACCUAUCCGGAAGCAAACUAGAAGUUUACAUAGACGACAUGCUCGUCAAGACCGAAUCCGGCGAGCAACUCACCAGCGACCUCAAGAUCAUAAUGAACACCCUAUGA